AUGAUAUCGAUAACUGAUUGUACACCUGACCCUGUGUCUGACAUAUUUUGGAUUGGAGGCGGGAAAACAUCUCUUUCAAAUUAUAAUUCCACAAACAAUUAUGCAAGUUUUUCUACAGCAUUUUACUUUGGAAAUUCUGUUGGCCAAGCAAAUGCAUCGUUUAUCAAUGUAUUAUCAGGAACUGCUACAUAUAGUUCUCUUGUCUACUCUGACUCUAAUUGUAUUUUAAAACAUUCGAAUUUUUAUAAUAAUAAAGUUAAUGAGAAGACAGAAUGCCUUUUGGCUGUACAUGCAUCAAUUUUUGUUAUAGAUCAUUGCGUUUUUGCUCAAAAUUCUGCACAAAUUUUCGCAAAUAAUAAAAUAUCUGUUUUAAGUUGCUCGUUUUACGAAAAUUCAUUUAGCUCGACAUAUCCUUCUAUUCCUUAUAGCGGAACGCAUAGCUUCACUGUAAAUACUCAGUGCCAUAUGUGGAAACACGACGACUGCAUCAAAAAGUAUUCUUGUGUAUCACAAUAUUUCACAAUAAACUCAUUUCUAUUCUCAUUCUCCAUUUUCAUUCUUUUUCUUUAA
Molecule: messenger RNA, 570 nt
Organism: Trichomonas vaginalis G3
Lineage: Eukaryota; Parabasalia; Trichomonadida; Trichomonadidae
Exons: 1
Coding region: 1-570 (189 amino acids)
Source: RefSeq, a predicted model, not a curated record